This is a messenger RNA of Rhopilema esculentum, 3534 nucleotides long. Its product is annotated as SPARC-related modular calcium-binding protein 1. The record is from RefSeq and is a predicted model, not a curated record. Gene Ontology annotation, molecular function: protein binding; calcium ion binding; serine-type endopeptidase inhibitor activity. Lineage: Eukaryota; Metazoa; Cnidaria; Scyphozoa; Rhizostomeae; Rhizostomatidae.
AAAACUAUUUAGAGAUUCAAAUUCAUCCCUUUAGGAGAGAUAAAUCGUUGCAAGCGCUUGUGACAAGCGUUUGUGCCAAGGCUUGUGACAGUCAUCUUUGGGUAAUCAUCGAUCCAAUAAGGGUGCAGGGAACCGUAGCCACUCAAAAAACCAAGACGCACUUUUGUUCAUAGUUUAUUUAUUAAGUCCAGAAUUUAUAAUAAUGGGUGGACAAUUCUUAGGAUCACAGCUUGGGGGAAAAUUCUUUAUGUACCCAACCAGAGAAACAGGGGAUUCUAACGAGCCAGUAAACUCCAAAAGGGGAAAAUUCAGUUUCACGGGCGCUCUCCCUGGAAUCUUUGUCCCCCAUUGUCAUGGCCCUGCCAACGUCACUUUUAGAACAGCAACAACAACAUAUUCUUAUUAACUGGCACUUGGGAACUGCUGAUAUGGUCAAAGGAUAUUGUCAGUCGAUGGCCGUCGAUAGCAACAUGGUUCAUGUGUAACAAGACGGGGACGUAACAAGAGCAGUCAUGCACAUAUCAAUCAUAUGUUGGCAUAAUCGUUGAUUUAUCAAAAUCCCUUAACGAUAACAGAGGACCUAGUAAAUCUUUUCACUCGACCAAAGGCAAGAUCACCCAAGGAUAACCCCUGAGCCUUUACACUUUUACCCAGAGCUAAUAAAUCAAAUCCAAAAGAUCAAAUACUUUGGCGAUGAUUUACAGCGAUGACUGUUUACACGUACUCUUUAGCAUCAUCAGAUGGCGCCAAGUGCUCUUUCAUACUCUUCUGCUAUUUCUGGCUCGCAUCGAUCAAGCCUUUGCCAACGACCAUCAGUCGUGACACCACUGAAGUUACUAUUCAGCCAUUAUCAGCUUGUUCAAUGUGUGAAUAUCGUCUACAAAUAUCGAGGAUUCUCCGGUAUUACCUCUAGAAGAUUGUAUUUGACAGAAGUUGUUCAACGGAUGAUGACGCUUGGAAUAAACAAAGUUGUUUAGACGAGAAGGAAACGAGGACUACGUCAUCUGACGUCGACUGCAGUAGUCAGUCUAUUUUGUUUGUUAGCUGUUCAAGUUACAUGUAACGUGGUAACACCACUUUGUGAACGUUAAGCUGUCAGAUUACCCACUAUUUUACACAUUUGGUUAAAAAACGAUGGAUUUCAGAGAGAUUUGCUUCCUGUUUGUUAUGUUGGCAAUUCACCGGACUUUGGUUGCAGACAAUUGCCCAAGCCGUCGACGCUGUCCAGCCAUUCCAGUUAGGCCGGUUUGCGGAACGAAUCUUAAAACCUACAACAACCUGUGCAUGCUUCGUCUUGACAAAUGCAACGGGAAAGAUGUCGACUUGGCCUAUCGCGGUGUUUGCAAAAGCUGUGAAGAAGACAUACGCGCGGUUAUUCGUUUGGCAGUUAAGUCAUUUUUCAAAGAAAGGCGAAAACGAAAUGGUAGAAGAGAUCGCAGAUCUCCUUGCUCGAAUAGAGAGCCGCGUAUUUUCGACCCAUCAGUCCAACUGAAUUGUCUUCAAUGGAAGUUUACCGUCUCGGAUACAAAUGCAGACGGUUUACUAACAGGCAGGGAACUAUAUCCAACGCUGAGGGCAAUAAGAAGACACUAUGGCGACAAAAGGUGCCUAAGAAGGGUUAUCAAAUACUGUGACAAAAAUAAAGACAGAAAAAUAACUUCAAAUGAGUGGAUCGCGUGCAUGCGCACUCCAGUUGACCUUACAAAGUGCCAAAUAAUGCGCGAGAAUGCUCUUAAGAGGAUUUCUUCUGGGAUUGGACAUAUUGGAGGUUAUGUGCCAAAGUGCACAGAAAAAGGGACAUACGCGGCGGUGCAGUGCCACAACCUCACUGGGUUCUGCUGGUGCUCUACUGGUGAUGGCAGGCCAAUACCUGGCUCCUCUGUCAAAUACAAACAACCAAAUUGUACCAUAUCAGCAAACGCAUCCUGCUUCAAGUCAUUAAUCUCUGCACUGAGAGUGAUCAGUCAUUCACAACGAGGCUCCUACUACGUGCCGCGAUGUGCCGAUGAUGGUUCCUUUCAGCCUGUUCAAUGCCACGUCAAGGCAGGCUACUGUUGGUGUGUCAAUAACUACGGGCAAAAGAUUCCUGGAACAAGCAGAGCUAUGAGAUACGGAAAGCCGAAUUGCUCGGUGAAAUAUAUUCCGAAAACAUAUAAAGGUUGUUCAAGAAACCAUCUAAAACAACUGGCAGAGAGAUAUCUUCGACAAAUUGAAGAGGAGACAAAAAAAGAUGACGCAUCCUAUAUAAAACAAGGAAUAAGUUUCUUGGAAAGUUUGACAGCAAUCACGAAGACAGAUCGAUUAUUAUUGUGGAAAUUUAAAAGAAUAGACACUAAUAGAGACUCAACAUUAACGAAAUCAGAGCUAGCAGGCACUGAGAGAAAAUGGAACAGAUUAUCAACAGACUGCACUGCAGAAUUCACCAAGGAAUGCGACAAAGACAGAAACAGCAAUGUGACAUGGUCUGAAUGGAAAAGUUGUUUUCAUGAACGGUUGGAGUACACCCCAACUGUCAUGGAAGUUUCAGCGACCACAACAGCAGCAACACAUGUUUGCAAGCCAAUGCGAAUAUGCCUGCUCUCUUGUACGGCCGGAUACCAACGAGACCAACAUGGCUGCCUGAUAUGCAAAUGCCGAGGCCUUUAUUCUCUCUUCAAAAAAACGGACUAAAAGCUUUUGUAAAGGAAACUUCCUCACAAGCAGAAGAGCUAAUGGGUUGUCAGCCUCAGGUCGGAAAUACAACCUUUCCGCGACAAGAGCCGGGAUUGCCGAAAGGGGAGUAUUCGAUUCGCUAAAACCGCUGCUAAAUGAAACUAGAGCGGACAGAUCUGCAGUCGAAGUUCCCAGAUGACAAUAAUAUUUAAGCAGAGAAUUAUCUGGCUCAGAAUGUUUGCAAGACGAAGUAGGCACAAACUACAAUAUACGAAAUGAUGUAUCGUUGUCUAGUAUUGUCCCAUAGAGAUGACACCAAGUCAAAAAGACUUUCUUCUCUGGGAUUUCUGGAAUCGUAUUUAUGUAACUGCUUCUCAACAGAACUGCCACUGAUUAGAAUAUACGGCCAAACUUUAAUUAACAGAAAGAAGUUUAUUAAGAUUAUGUUGGUUUGUUGCUAUUUACUUGGUGUUUUUAGUGCAACGGUAACCAAGUUGUAGAAAUUUCUGUCUUCAAUUGAAGCAACAUUUGGGUAAAUUUUGAUCAUCAAAAAACUAAGCCCUAUACAUUCACACUGGAUUAAAGGCGGGGGAGUUGAAGAAUGGAUUGAGUACCUUGUACAUCGAUAUUUUAAUUUCUUUUAUAUGACUAUCAUAGUAUUCGUAACAGCGUUAAAAAACCUACAAAGCUCGAUAAUCGAAAACUCAAAAUCAAAAUGGCUGACGGUUUUUAUCACCGGUAUCUGUGCUCUGUAACAGCAGUUUAGAGAUUUCAUUAGUUAUCGACUUCUUCGGUUUCAAGUUGUUUAGCGAAACGAAAAUUCAGGUUAUUUCUCAAAAAAUUGCACCAUUUGGGGUUUUUUGCGAGUAGAGGUAGGAAAAU